CACAGGAUGGCCUAUUUGCUGAAAAUGAACGUAUGCGUAUCUCUUCCUGCAGCAUCAAGUCAUAAGAAGAAGAAUAAAAAGAAAAUCAAACAGCCGCCAUCGACCUCCCUGUCGGUGCACAGCGGCUUCCUCUGCUGUGCCCACCACGAAGUCAUGGUGGCUGGUCUCGCCAUGCUGGGCAUCGGCAAGGAAAAAAACAAAGAUGCCAUGGUGUCAGUGCUGGUGAUUGGACUCGGUGGAGGAGGCCUGCCCCAGUUUCUGCGAGACUUUGUACCCGGUGUGUCUGUGGAGGUGGUGGAGCUGGAUCCCGUGGUGCUGGAGGUGGCCAAAGAGUGGUUCCACUUUCGACCCGACGAUCACCUGACCGUUACGCUUGGGGAUGGCCUUGAACGUAUCUGCACCCUGGAGAAAGACGGUGGGGGGGAUGCUGCUCCCGCUAACGCAGUAGCAAAGUCGUGAGCGAGAAGUUAAUGGAGUUGUCUACAUCUUUAAUCAGUGCUUCUGCUUGUCAAACCGCACAAAUUGCUUUGGCUAGCAGGGGAAGCUAACCUAGCAGUCUACACGUUCACUCGGUGCCUCUCUUUUACACAGCACAACC
Hippocampus comes (tiger tail seahorse) is the source of this 598-nucleotide messenger RNA. RefSeq names its product methyltransferase-like protein 13. The coding region runs from base 7 to 459 and encodes 150 amino acids. The transcript is spliced from 2 exons. NCBI's taxonomy places the organism in Eukaryota, Metazoa, Chordata, Actinopteri, Syngnathiformes, Syngnathidae. The record is from RefSeq and is a predicted model, not a curated record.